UGCUGCUGCUGCUGUUGUUGGUGCUGCCUCUGCUUGGCGAACACACACACACACAUAUGUCCUCCAAUCUGAGCUGCUUUGAGCCACACCGUUUCAUCUGGCGCUAUCAGGGCUGAUGAGAGCCUCUCGUCUUUCUGGGUCUGCUGCAGCUGUUGUGCGACACAAAAAUGCUGUGAAGGCAUGUCUGUUGCCUUGUGAGCCGACGACCAGAGCCCAGUUGAAUUUCAAUGUUUUCAUGAUUGCGUAAUGGUUUUAUCAUCAUGAUAUCCACAUGGGUGUCAGUGAUUGUCACGCUUGUGGCGUUUGUGAAUGGAGCGAGAAAUGAGGAUGACACGCAGCCAUGUGCAAAGGUCCAGACGUCCAGCUCGGUGGUGCCUUUGGGGUCACCUGUCACAGCCACCUGUGUCAUCAGAGACGGCUGCCCUCUCUUUAUUGGACAAGCUGUUCACAUAGAGUGGCGCCUCGGCGAUCGCUUCGUCCCCGGCAGGCCCGUGGCCAAUGAGAGCAGCAGGAUUUCCGAGGUUGUUAUACCGAGCUUCAAUCACACCAGGGAGUUCCUCACUUGCUGUGUCCAGGCCUCUUUUCUUCAAGUAGUCGGAGGAGUGGAGAUCAGAGGCGGAUAUCCACCUCAAGCACCACAAAACCUCAGCUGUCAGACAAACCUUACCAACCCGAAUACCCUGACCUGCAGCUGGGACCCUGGACCGCAGAAAACCCACCUGCCCACAAAGUACACCCUCCACACCGAGAUACGGGAUUCAAACGAGAACAACACUUACGAGCUGCUACCAGGAAUCCACCGUUACACCAUCCCACGCUCCGGCUUCGUCUUCUUCUCAGACAUGGAGAUACAUGUGAAGGCGGAGAAUGAACUUGGAGAAGCAACCUCUGCGCCGAUCAUUUUGGAACCCCUCAGUGCAGCUAAGUUUGACCGACCAGCAAUUUUGGGGGUUCAAGCGGUGCCUAAAAAGUAUGGCUGCCUAAGGCUGAGCUGGAGAUUAUCUCAGCAGCAAGCCUGGAUGCGUAACUACCGUCUGAACCUGGGAGUCCGACUUAAGACUGCUGGCAGCAACCAGUGGAAUGAGCAACCAAGCCCAGUGAUCUGGGUGAGACCGACUAGAUCUGUGGACCUGUGUCGUCUUCUCCAUGGGACCCAGUAUGUCGCCCAGAUUCGAGUCAGAUACCAGCAGAGCCCCUGGAGUGAAUGGAGCAGCAGCCAGUCUGGAGUCACCUUGGAGAGCGCUCCCACUGGACGCCUCGACUCGUGGAUGAAUGUAUCAGGGGAUCACAUGCACAAGCAACUCAGCAUACACUUGUUUUGGAAGCCAUCAAAACAAUUCCGCGCCAAUGGCCAAAAUGUGUCAUACAUUGUCUCAGUGAGGAGGCUGCCAGGUGAAAAGAGAAAGGUGUGCUCUACAAAGGGGAAUUACUGUACUUUCCAGCUUCCCGAGAGAACAAAGAAAGUGUAUUUGAGUGCUGUAAAUGCCGCAGGGAAAUCAUCCCCGACUGAAGUUCAGAUUUACCCACCUAAAGCUCGUACAGCGAUAUUAGAAGUCACAGCCACCCCUCAUGAUGACAGAUCCCUACUGGUCCAAUGGAGUAGCCUGGUUUUUCCCACUCUCACUGGUUUCGUGGUGGAAUGGAGACCUCUGUUACAAUCAGACCUCUCUUUCUCCCAGUUUGAAAUCACAGACAGAAAUCAGACACGCCUUCUUAUAACAGGCAGCCUUGAGCCCUACAAGCCCUAUGGGAUCUCUGUGUAUCCUAGGUUUAAGGAUGGGAUAGGCCUUCCUCAGACUGUUAAUGCCUACUCAAGACAAAAGGCUCCAUCCAUGGUUCCAAAACUGCACAUCAAAAAGCUCUGGUACUCUCCUGUUGAGCUCACCUGGGAUGAAAUACCGUUAGACCAAAGGAAUGGACUUAUCCAAAACUACAAAGUCUUCUGCUGGAAUGAGAAAGGACCCAUUCAGGUUGUGAAUGCUGACCCAGAUAAUAGGAAAGUGGUCCUAAAAGGCAUCAACACUGUGUCUCAGUAUGAGGCUUUCAUGAUGGUCAGCACGUUUGGCGGGAGCCGGAACGGGUCAACAUUCCAUUUCAAAAUUGAUCCCUUUGAUGCCGUCGCCAUUGUGACAAUCGUAACUGUGUCUGGUGUCGGUGUGUCCCUGCUGGUCAUCUUAGUAGUCUUGACUUGUUUCUCCAACCACAGGAGGCUGAAGGGGCAUUUUUGGCCAGCUGUUCCCGAUCCAGCUAAUAGCAGCAUCAAGAGAUGGACUUCAGAAUCAACACAGGAUUCCCAUCUUCCCUGGGACACUGACGAGCCCGAUCCAAUGUACCUGUCUCACCUGAGCUUCCUGGACCUCCCUAUGAAUAUGAACCUCAACAAAAAGGACAAUGACCCGUGGUUGAGCAGCACAGAGGAAACCAGUGACCUGGGAGAGUCCAUUUGUGGUUCACCAUUCAUCCCCGGCUACUCCGGUUCCAACAGCGACUCUGUUCCUUACGCCACUGUGGUCUUUGGUCCAUGCAGCAGCCCCACACCUAAAGACCCUCACGUCUACCUGCGCUCUGAGUCCACGCAGCCCCUUUUGGAAUCGGAAGAAGCCUUCACUCCAAAGUGCUAUCAGAACCUCGCAGCUGACGGGACGCAAAAUGAGCAGUGUUUUUUCGGACCGUGCCAUGAUUGUGUACCUGAGGAAGAUGCAGGCCCAGAUGUCCUGUGGGACGACUUUCCUUUUCUACGAGCAUUAUCCUUAAAUGAUACUCACAAUGACUAAAAGUACUUUGCUGAUUAAACAUGUAGCUGCUUUGUGUGACGUUCAUGUAGAUCUGAGUUUGUAAUGAGCCGAUCAUGAGAAGUUGAUUCAGCAUUACACACAGCUGUAAAUGCAUGCAACAUUUAAUACUAAAAUCACUUUGAUGUAUGAUGAUUAUGAUACUCUGUCUGCAUCACACUCUGUAGAUAUGUCACUGUUUUAGAAAAUAAACUUUUAUACUGAA
Epinephelus fuscoguttatus (brown-marbled grouper) is the source of this 2997-nucleotide messenger RNA. RefSeq names its product colony stimulating factor 3 receptor (granulocyte) (gene csf3r). Gene Ontology annotation, cellular component: external side of plasma membrane. NCBI's taxonomy places the organism in Eukaryota, Metazoa, Chordata, Actinopteri, Perciformes, Serranidae. The record is from RefSeq and is a predicted model, not a curated record. Gene Ontology annotation, biological process: cytokine-mediated signaling pathway; immunoglobulin mediated immune response. Gene Ontology annotation, molecular function: protein binding; cytokine receptor activity. The coding region runs from base 261 to 2774 and encodes 837 amino acids. The transcript is spliced from 17 exons.